CACGUCAAUUAAAGUGUUUCAUUUCUUGAUGAGUGUGUGCAACUUUUAAAGGCUUUCACAGAAAUAAUCAAAAAAAUUUUGUUAAUAAAGUGAAUAAUUAGACACAUACAAUUUCGAAAAGUGAAUUGAGAGUAAUUUAAAAAUGUCUCAGUCAACAGUGCCCUGUUAUACGAUUAUCAAUUCGACCGACUUGGAGGUGCCCAAUGAAAUGCAGUUGAAACAAGAUCUUGAAAAGGGGGAUACUAAUGUUAAGAUAGAAACACUGAAGAAAGUUAUACAAUUGCUUUUGAAUGGUGAACGUUUGUCCGGUCUAAUAAUGACUAUUAUACGUUUUGUAUUGCCGGUGCAAAAUCAUGCCAUAAAAAAGUUAUUGCUUGUUUUUUGGGAGAUUGUACCGAAAACCUCGCCGGACGGUAAGCUUUUACAGGAAAUGAUACUAGUUUGCGACGCUUACAGGAAGGAUUUGCAACACCCCAACGAGUUUUUACGUGGCUCCACUUUACGGUUCCUUUGUAAACUUAAAGAGCCAGAGUUGUUGGAGCCUUUAAUGCCAUCUAUACGUGCUUGUCUUGAACAUCGGCAUUCUUACGUGCGUCGUAAUGCCGUUCUGGCUAUAUUCACAAUAUACAAAAACUUUGAUUGGUUGGUGCCAGAUGGUCCUGAAUUGAUAGCCAACUUUCUAGAUACACAACAAGAUAUGUCCUGCAAACGUAAUGCCUUCCUUAUGUUGCUGCAUGCCGACCAAGAGCGCGCAUUGAACUACUUGGCGUCAUGUAUUGAUCAGGUUAAUAAUUUUGGUGAUAUACUUCAGUUGGUUAUUGUGGAGCUUAUAUACAAAGUAUGUCAUGCCAAUCCUGCCGAACGUUCUCGCUUCAUACGUUGUAUUUACAAUCUUUUGAAUUCUUCAUCCAACGCUGUACGUUAUGAGGCAGCUGGCACCUUAAUAACACUCUCUUCCGCUCCUACAGCCAUAAAAGCGGCGGCUGGUUGUUACAUUGAAUUAAUAGUUACAGAAAGCGAUAACAAUGUUAAACUAAUUGUCUUAGAUCGUUUGAUAGCAAUGAAGGAAAACGAAAAUAUCGAAAAGGUUAUGCAAGAUUUAGUUAUGGAUAUACUGCGUGUGUUGGCUGCUCCUGAUAUUGAGGUUCGUCGAAAAACUUUGAAUCUAGCUAUGGAUUUAGUUUCAUCGCGGAAUAUUAGUGAAAUGGUGUUGGUGUUGAAAAAAGAAGUAUCGAAAACCCAUAAUGUGGCACACGAGGAUACUGGCAAAUAUCGUCAACUAUUAGUAAGAACAUUACAUUCGUGCUCUAUUAAAUUUCCUGAUGUAGCAGGUAAUGUUAUCCCAGUAUUGGUGGAGUUCUUGUCCGACACCAACGAAUUGGCGGCAGCUGAUGUGUUAAUUUUUAUACGUGAAGCUAUACAGAAAUUUCCAUCGUUGCGCAAUUUAAUUAUUGGACACUUGAUAGAGGCUUUUUCACAAAUUAAAUCAUCUAAAAUACAUCGGGCUGCUGUUUGGAUCUUAGGAGAGUACGUGAACGACAAAAACCAAGUAUUAGAAGUUAUCGAGGUUAUCAUCCAAACAUUAGGCGAAGUCCCUAUGGUGGAAGCGGAACAACGACGUUUAGCCGGUGACCAAACAGAAGAAGAAAUGAUGAAUCACCGCAACAACAAUAGUCAACCAAGCCAGACGAACACCAACAACAGUAAAGUCACUUCAGAUGGCACUUACGCUACUCAAAGCGCUUUCAGCUUAGCUCCGAUUUCUAAAAAGGAAAAGCGCCCACCUUUGCGCGAAUAUCUGAUGGCAGGGGAUUUCUUUAUUGGUGCUGCACUCUCGGCUACUUUAACCAAACUGGCUUUACGCUAUGCUGAUUUGGAAGACGACGCAAAAGCCCAAAAUCGUCUUACCACUCGCGUGAUGCUUAUAAUGAGCUCGAUUUUACAUUUGGGUAGAUCUGGUUUCACGAACAAACCAAUCACCAACGAUGAUACUGACCGCAUUUUUAUUUGCUUACGUACACUUAGCGAACGCACCAAGGAUGUCGUGCAAGUAUUUGAGCGCUAUUGCCGUGAAGCGUUGGGGAAAAUGUUAGAUGCCCAAUACGAAGAGGACCAGCGGGUGUUUAGGGAGAAACAAAAAGCCACUGCUAAAGUACAGCCAGAUGAUCCAGUUGUCUUCGCACAGUUAUCAAAUGGACGUGAAAAUCAAUUGGGUGAAAACGUAUUUGAGUCGAGUUUGAAUCAAGCUUUGGCCGGCACAAAAUCAAAUAAUUUAAGUGACGUUUCUUCACCCAACAAUAAAUUAAAUAAAGUUACGCAGUUGACGGGAUUCUCGGAUCCAGUAUAUGCUGAAGCUUACGUCAAUGUCAACCAAUACGAUAUUGUUUUAGAUGUCUUGAUUGUUAACCAGACAAAUGAUACUUUGCAAAAUUGUACUUUGGAAUUAGCUACUUUGGGGGAUUUGAAAUUGGUGGAAAGACCUCAGUCCGUUGUUUUAGCUCCUCACGACUUUUGCAAUAUUAAGGCUAAUGUUAAAGUAUCUUCAACUGAAAAUGGUAUUAUAUUUGGUAACAUCGUUUAUGAUACUUCCAUUAAUACUAAUGUGGUUGUGCUAAAUACAACCCAUAUCGACAUUAUGGACUAUAUAAUACCGGCUUCUUGUACUGAUACUGAAUUUCGGCAAAUGUGGCAAGAUUUCGAAUGGGAGAAUAAGGUUACUGUUAAUACCACCUUCACCGAUUUGCAUGAAUAUUUAAAACACUUGCUUAAAAGCACCAACAUGAAAUGUUUAACGCCCGAAAAAGCUUUAUCGGGUCAAUGCGGUUUUAUGGCUGCUAACAUGUAUGCAAAGUCCAUUUUUGGUGAAAAUGCUUUAGCCAAUUUAAGCAUUGAAAAGCCCAUUGAUGAUCCUGAUUCUAAGGUAACUGGACAUAUUAGGAUACGCGCUAAGAGUCAGGGUAUGGCCUUAAGUUUGGGCGAUAAAAUGAGUUCAUCACAAAAACUAGCUGUACAAGCCUCUUAAGCACACUUCUUUUUGCUCAUUCCUAACAUCAAUAAUAUUAUUAUUUACUAUUAUUUUUUGCAAAGCUUUAGCGUUUAAGUAUUUUACACAAUUUGAACACAGACGAAAAAGAAAAUGGAAAACCUGAAAUCA
Glossina fuscipes is the source of this 3154-nucleotide messenger RNA. RefSeq names its product coatomer subunit beta (gene betaCOP). Bases 143 to 3022 code for a protein of 959 amino acids. Gene Ontology annotation, biological process: endoplasmic reticulum to Golgi vesicle-mediated transport; intracellular protein transport; intra-Golgi vesicle-mediated transport. Gene Ontology annotation, cellular component: cytoplasm; COPI vesicle coat. Gene Ontology annotation, molecular function: structural molecule activity. Lineage: Eukaryota; Metazoa; Arthropoda; Insecta; Diptera; Glossinidae. The transcript is spliced from 9 exons. The record is from RefSeq and is a predicted model, not a curated record.